Molecule: messenger RNA, 512 nt
Organism: Sitophilus oryzae (rice weevil)
Lineage: Eukaryota; Metazoa; Arthropoda; Insecta; Coleoptera; Curculionidae
Exons: 4
Coding region: 76-408 (110 amino acids)
Source: RefSeq, a predicted model, not a curated record
UAAGUAUUUAAUUUAGUUGCUUACAAAAUUUACUAAAUAGGCAGCAUAAUAUUUUUCGAUAUUAAACUCUAUAAAAUGAAAGAUAUUUUAUUAUUGAUCUUGUGGAGCUUUAUAAUCGCCCUUACCCUUCAACUUCAGACGAAUGAUGAUAAUCGGACAGAGUUAACAAGUCUCAAUAAUGAUGAACCAAAUAUUGUAGAAAAUGAUUAUUUUUUCGAUUCCCUAAUAAUACUUGACGAAAAUAAAACCAUGGCUUCAAUAGUGCGAAGCACUAACGGAAGUUGUCUUUGUGGACUAUGUUAUCGGUGUAACAAUGGAUCAGUUAACACUCCCGAAUUGACGGACUAUGUUGAAAGAAACGACACUGAUGGUUUAUGUAGAAGAUUGAUAAAACUUUGUUGCAAAUAAAUUGUCUAAUUUAGGAUAUACAGGGUCCGGCAAUAGUGUGUCGGGCAUCUGUAGCUCCUAGAAUAAACAACUUGAGAAUUUUGUUUAAGUGCAAACCUGAAGUA